Messenger RNA from Musa acuminata AAA Group (dessert banana), 1419 nucleotides. Its product is annotated as ethylene-responsive transcription factor 3-like. Bases 295 to 924 code for a protein of 209 amino acids. Gene Ontology annotation, molecular function: DNA-binding transcription factor activity; DNA binding. The transcript is spliced from 2 exons. NCBI's taxonomy places the organism in Eukaryota, Viridiplantae, Streptophyta, Magnoliopsida, Zingiberales, Musaceae. The record is from RefSeq and is a predicted model, not a curated record. Gene Ontology annotation, biological process: regulation of DNA-templated transcription.
GGCAAGAGUACGGGGUAGGGUAGGGGGAGGGGGGAGAAGGGAGGAGAAGAAGGGGGGUGGGUAGCGGAAGCGGAGGUGACCGAUCGUAGCGGAAACAAGCAAAGCGGUCAAGUCUUCCACUUUAUCGCUUGGCGAUCGCUCGCUCGCUCGCAACCGAGGAAAGGAAGAUAGGAGAACAAGGUUGAGAUGCUGAAUUUUUUGUGCCCUUCCAGUGGUCGAUCUCCUUUCUCUUGCCUUCCCUCUGUUCUUCCUCGUCCUUGGUGAGAAGAUUAUUGCGUUUGAUUUGUGGAAGACAUGCGGAAGGGCCGAGUUCCGGCGGCGGCGGCGGCGGCGGCGGUAGAGACGCGGUUCCGUGGCGUCCGGAAGCGGCCGUGGGGACGGUUCGCUGCAGAGAUCCGGGACCCGUGGAAGAAGGCCCGUGUGUGGCUCGGCACCUUCGACUCCGCCGAGGACGCCGCCCGGGCAUACGACGCCGCUGCCUGCGCCCUCCGCGGUCCCAAAGCCAAGACCAACUUCCCCCUCUCCACCUCCUCCUCUCCCACUCCCCAGCACCUCCCUCCCUUCCGCCCCUCCGCCACGCGGUUCCCCUUGGGCCACCGCGGCCACCAGCCCCCGCCGCCGACGCGGCCCACGUCCAGUAGCCACAGCAGCACCGUGGAGUCCUGCAACGGGCCCCGUCUGCCCGCGGCGGCGGCGGCCACGCCGAUCCACCUCCGGACGGCGCACCUCGGGAGGCAGGCCAACCCGCCGCCCCCGCGUGUGCUCGCAGGCGAAAACGACUGCCACAGCGAUUGCGGGUCGUCGUGCUCCGUGGUCGACGACGAUGCCGACAUCGCAUCGGCGUACAGGCAGCCGCUGCCCUUCGAUCUCAACCUGCAUCCCCCGCCCGAGGAUGAUCUCCACGUUACGGUUCUUCGCCUCUGAUGCUGCGAUCCCACAUCUGAGAGGAGAAAAAGGGUCCUUUUAAGACUCUCACGCCCUUGAAGAAGAUGAUGAUGCUGUAGACCAUACUGAGAAGAAGAGGAAAUAAGAGAGAGAGAGAGAGACAUAAAAGACCAGAUACAGAGAGAGAAUGAGAAUGAAGAUGGAAGAGCACGAGGAGAAAAAGGAGAACAAAGUCAGCGAUGUCUUUUGACUUCGACAGAGAGAGCUGCGAGUGUUGAGGAACAAUGGAAAGGAUUGAAGCUGCAACCAAAGGCAAUAAAAAUGUGGAGAACGUCAUGAUACUUUGUACCCUUCGUCGUUUGCUCGUCACCGUUGUGGUCUAACUUGGAAUGAGGAUGUGGUCAAUGCCUAUGCCUAUCCUGCUUGUGAUGUAACAAUCAUGAUGGACACUGUUUGUGAUGCUUCAGAUUUCAAAUGUGUUGUGGACUAAUGCUGAUCUGAUUAACGAUAGAUAAUGAAUCAUAUACUUUGGUA